This is a messenger RNA of Sphaeroforma arctica JP610, 151 nucleotides long. RefSeq lists its product as hypothetical. The annotation marks the transcript as partial. The record is from RefSeq and is a predicted model, not a curated record. The transcript has a single exon. Lineage: Eukaryota; Ichthyosporea; Ichthyophonida.
AUGUUCCUACGCAGAAAGGUAACUUCAAUUCAUAAGUCGUGGCAGAAUGUCAGACGUACACACAGCGACGACGACGGCAAAGACCCAGAGUUAACUCACUUAGAUACCAAUAGAGAUGUACAAAGCUCAUUCACCCUGAAUCCUUUCAAAG